AUGUUGUCACUGUCAGAGUGGCUUAUUGCGGGCGUUGGUUCGCUGUUUGCCGUGCAUCUUUCGCUUUUCUUCUAUCACCUUUUCCUCAACCCACUCCGAAAAUUCCCUGGACCAAAGUUGGACAUUAUCUCUCAGCUGGUCUGGUCCUACCACCUCGUCAAAGGUGAUUCCGCCAAGUACAUCUCCGAACUUCACGAAAAAUAUGGCGAGGUCGUGCGCACCGCAUCGAAUGAACUAUCCUAUACAACCGCUUCUGCUUGGAAGGAGAUAUACGGCAACAAAGUUGGCUGGGACAAUGUCUACGAGAAGAACGAGGUGGUUUACCUGCAGGGGAACCAAGAAAACUCCAACAUCUUCUUUGCGCCCAGUCGGCGACACGCCCGCGUGCGCAAGCUGUUGGCCCCGGCCUUCUCUGAACGUGCAGUGCGUGACCAGGAGUAUCUGGUCCAGGCACAUGUUGAUCAGUUCAUGAGCUCGCUGAGAAAACGGACCGGAAAAGCUUAUUUUCCAAGUGAAAAGGGUGUCGUAGAUAUGGCGGCUUGGUUCAACUUCGAAACGUUUGAUGUACUGAGCUCUCUGGCUUUCGGGGCGCCCAUUGGGUCUCUGGAGUCAGGCGAGUACCAUCCUUGGAUCUCAGUGAUCUACGGCGCGAUCAAGCACUCGACAUUUGUUCAAGCAGCCUGGAGGCUCAAACCAUACCACAAGAUUCUGGAACGGUUUAUCCCACAGGAUAUGGAAAGUCAGUACAUAAUGCACCUGAAGAACUGUGCAAGCACGGUCGGCGUCCGAAUGAAGAACCCUGAUCACGAACGGAAGGAUAUUUUGUCGUAUAUUUUGGAUGAGCUACCUUAUGACGACUUGCUGGACAAUGUCAAUAUCAUUGUCACUGCUGGCGGUGAUGCGACCGCUACGACAAUGACUUCAGUUGUUUACUAUAUCACUCACAACCCCCAUGUUUACGAGGCACUGAUCAAAGAGAUUCGGGAAGCUUUCAGCAAAGAGGAGGACAUCACGUUCGCAGAAGUCGCAAAGUUGAAUUACCUCAAAGCUGUGAUUGACGAGACUAUGCGGAUACAUCCUAGUGUUCCCGUGGGUCUGCCACGUAUCGUCCCGAAGGGAGGAAGAUUCAUUGAUGGCGAGUUUGUGCCAGGAGGGACGUGGGUUUCAGUCACCCAAUUAUCCGCAUACCGAUCGCCAAGAUACUUCCGGGAACCUGAAAAAUUCCAUCCUGAGCGCUGGUUGGGCGAUUCCCGUUUUGACUCAGAUAAUCGGGAUGUCUUUCACCCGUUCUCUAUUGGAGUGAGGAAUUGCAUUGGCAUGAACCUUGCAAACUCAAAUGUUCGCCUUGCGAUUACCCGUCUACUCUGGAACUUUGACUUGGAGUCCCAGCCAGACAAUAUUGAUCCACACGACUUCAAAGAGUUUGGUUUGUGGGAGCAUCACCCUUUGAACAUUAAAUUAACCAGUGUGAACCACGCAGCAUAA
This is a messenger RNA of Penicillium daleae, 1485 nucleotides long. Its product is annotated as cytochrome P450. Gene Ontology annotation, molecular function: monooxygenase activity; heme binding; iron ion binding. The coding region runs from base 1 to 1485 and encodes 494 amino acids. The transcript is spliced from 4 exons. Lineage: Eukaryota; Fungi; Ascomycota; Eurotiomycetes; Eurotiales; Aspergillaceae. The record is from RefSeq and is a predicted model, not a curated record. Gene Ontology annotation, biological process: intracellular signal transduction; lipid metabolic process.